AGAGGGAGAGAGAGAGAAGGAGGAGAGGGAGAGAGGGAAGGAGGAGAGGAAGAGAGGGAAAGGAGGUCAGGUGGGGGCGGAGGAGGGGGCCCUGACAGGAGCAUGGAGAAUUUUUUUAACAUUUAUGUUUUUACAAUCUUUUCUGCCUCCGCCAUACUUUUUGGUCAACUUAAAUGUAAUUAAUGUACUGAAUUAUAUAUUUUUUUAAUUGGUACACAAGAAAGCAGAAAGUUGGAUGCAAAUUUUUGGAUGGUAGAUAAAUAGAAAGGUAAAGAAACAGGUAGAAGACUAGAGAGUGGAGAGCAAGAUAACUGGGUGGGGCCAAUAGUGCUGAGUGAGACUGAUCGCUGUUCAUUCUCUUGGCUGGCAGUCAGUGCGUGUGCCCACUAUAGGAUAAUGGUCAGGAUGGCAGCAUGGGCAGAGCUAGGCAGCGUUUGCCAGUGUGCCAGGGACAGAGGGCAAGCCUAUUGAGACGCAGUGUGAUGGACACAAUGGGUGCGACAGACUUGCUGCAUCAACAGGCUUUUUGCUGCUGUGGCCAGAAAUAAACCAUAAAUACCCCCACUGGCAUCCACCAACCGCUCGCCAGGCCUCCACAACCGCACACACCCUCACACUGAGACAGACAGGAAAAAGAAAGAAAAGAAAGAGGGAAGACGGAGAGCUUGGCUUGUACGGGGUGCGGUGAAGCACAAGCCAUCCAGAGAUAAAAAUGACAGAACAGCAGGGAACCCCUGACCAGCUGCCUGCAGAGAAGGGACAAGGAGGGGCUGGAGCCACAUAUAAGCUGACAGUAUUUGAAUAUGAGAACUUUCGUGGCAAAAAGAUGGAGUGGUCUGGAGAAUGUAAAGAUGUGUUUGAGAAGGCACAAAGAGUUGGCUCAGUCAUUGUGGAGUCGGGACCAUGGGUGGGGUUUGAGCUUCCAGGUUUUGCAGGAGAGCAGUACGUGCUUGAGAAAGGAGAGUAUCCUCGCUGGAGCACCUGGACCAACUGGCAGACUAACUACAAUCUGAGCUCCUUCAGGCCUCUGAAAGUGGAUAGUGCGGAUCACAAGCUGUUCCUGUUUGAGAAUGCAGGCUUUGAAGGCAGAAAGAUGGAGAUUGUUGAUGAUGAUGUCCCCAGUCUGUGGGCUCAUGGUUUCCAGGACCGUGUGGCCAGUGCUAAGGCUGUCAGUGGAACGUGGGUGGGAUACAUGUAUCCAGGCUACAGAGGGCGCCAGUAUGUGUUUGAGCAUGGAGACUUCAAGCACUGGAACGAUUGGGGAGCCACUGCACCUCAGAUCCAGUCCGUCCGACGUGUGCGGGACAUGCAGUGGCAUAAGAGAGGGUGCUAUAUUGCCCCUGCACCUGCCCCCACCCCUGCACCUGCCCCCACCCCUGCCCCAACCCCUGCCCCAGCCCCGACCCCCGCUCCUGUCCCUGCACCACCCAAUCCCAAACCCAAUCCCAACCCUGCUCCCAACCCCAAAUCCCAAGCUCAACCCCAACCUUAACGCCAAACCACUAGCACCUCCCACAGUCACUGGGGAACGCUGAAGGCAGCUGGCCAGGCCCCAGUCUCUCCUCCAUGCUCCUUAUUAGUUUAGGCAAUCUUAACCUGCAACUUUGGAAAACAAGAACUGACAAUAAUGAAACAUGUAUCUCUGUUGGAAAUAAAGGUUUUGGCCCUGA
Molecule: messenger RNA, 1670 nt
Organism: Amphiprion ocellaris (clown anemonefish)
Lineage: Eukaryota; Metazoa; Chordata; Actinopteri; Pomacentridae
Product: beta-crystallin B3-like
Exons: 6
Coding region: 713-1492 (259 amino acids)
Biological process (GO): visual perception; lens development in camera-type eye
Molecular function (GO): structural constituent of eye lens
Source: RefSeq, a predicted model, not a curated record